AUGAGAGAUGUUGUCCGCGUCAUAUGCUGUCUGUAUCUUCCAGCGGAUGAAACCAUGGAAGCGAAUACCACGGACAGACAAAAAGAUAAUGACUGGAUAAAACCUGUCUCGGCUGCUGGAGUCAUUCCUGAACUUGAUGCGGCUCCUGCAUCUCGGCCAGCGAGAUCGACACUUGCUUGGGGCAUCAGACGUGGUUCAACAGCAAUCACAGGCCGUCUGCCAACGCUUAAUGUUGCAGUUCCAGCCGAGCUUCCUCCAAGGCAAUCAAAUAAUAACCAAGAGGAUGCUUCGACGCAGACAGAUUUCGAUGACUGCCUUGGGCAAAACAGCUCUCAAACAUCUCGACAUCGGACUUCUCUUCCUACAAUUCUCCGAGUUGACUUUUGA
Messenger RNA from Pseudogymnoascus destructans, 387 nucleotides. RefSeq lists its product as uncharacterized. The transcript is spliced from 2 exons. The record is from RefSeq and is a predicted model, not a curated record. Lineage: Eukaryota; Fungi; Ascomycota; Leotiomycetes; Thelebolales; Thelebolaceae. The coding region runs from base 1 to 387 and encodes 128 amino acids.